Molecule: messenger RNA, 5898 nt
Organism: Mycena indigotica
Lineage: Eukaryota; Fungi; Basidiomycota; Agaricomycetes; Agaricales; Mycenaceae
Exons: 27
Coding region: 1-5898 (1965 amino acids)
Cellular component (GO): Golgi trans cisterna; Golgi medial cisterna; membrane
Molecular function (GO): electron transfer activity; copper ion binding
Source: RefSeq, a predicted model, not a curated record
AUGCGGAUACCGAGGACGACAGUCAGCCAAAAAUGCCUCUUUUUCCCAGCCCUCGAUCACAUCUGUGAGUAUAAAUAUGAAUUGUUUUCCACCUGUGCAAGCACUCGCACCAUGUUGUCUUCUGCUGCUUUUGUCCUCUUACUUUCGAACAUUGCCGCUGCUCAAUACGGCUAUGGUGGAGGUGGAGCUUCGACACCGACAACGACCCAAGCAGUAGCAGUCCCCAUUCCAUCCGCCCCAGCCGACUCCCCUGGAAAACACAACAUCAACGUUGCUGCUGGGGGUAACUUUGUGUUCGACCCACCAACAAUCAAUGCCACCAAAGGCGACACAGUGACUUUUUGGUUCCCCAGUGGAAUACAGCACUCGGUUACACAAAGUUCCUUUGCCAAUCCAUGCACAUAUCUUGCCGCCUCAAGCAACACCAGUGCUGGUUUUGACUCGGGCUUAACUGCUGGAACUCAAUUUACGAUUACCAUUGAGGACGACACCAAACCCAUCUGGUUCCAUUGCAAACAGAUCACCCACUGUGGCUUGGGCAUGGUUGGGAGCAUUAAUCCGACAGCAAACCUCACUCAGGACGCGUUUGUUGCAGCAGCCAAGGCCAUCGGGAGCAAUGAAAAGGCUGAAAGCGACGCUGGAUUUGUCAGUGGAGGAGCCAAUGCGCUUGCCUCCGCCGCUCCAUCAAACACGGGAGUUGGACCAACUCCUUCAACCGCACCAUCAAGCUCCAUGGGCAAACCGAGCUUGAGCAUGGGAGCAGUUAUAUUGAGUUUGGCACUGGCUAUGUUUUCUUUGUGGACUAUUACCAUGUUCAAACAGUUGAGCGCGCCUUUCCGUCUGCCGGAUUCAGACAAGCUUGGCUUCAGGACUAGUCCUGGUGGAAUUGCAAAGCUGGUUUCCGUUCGGAACAUCUCAGAGACAGACAGUUAUUGGAACCAGUACACAAUCCUCUUCGACUCUCCUUCCGACGUAUUCUCCCUCAUCACCCCCCAUGACAUCCGCCGAGCACUUGCUGAGGCUCCCGAGAACAUAGCAACUCUAGUCCGCUUCAUCAUAGCGCGACUGUCAACUCUCAUUUCAGACCAUACAUUCCCCACCCCGCCAAAUGCAUCCGUAGCUGCCUUCGCCUCUUCAUUGAUACCAGGAACCAGCUCUAGCAGUGAAAGGAAUACUACAACCCAAGUCCUCAACUGUCUUCGCAUUCUUCAACGAGUAUUGCCCAUCGUCUUCGAAGUAGACGGGGAAACAAGUCCGUUUGAACUUGAACUAUUCUGGAAGAGAGAACCAGCACCGGAGAGUACUCCGCUUGAAGCCUCCCAGUUCGUCAUUCAGGAUGAGGACGAUAGUGACAACGAGACACGCGAGGCCACACAGCCAGUCAGUAUCAACAAACCAUCGCCCUCCCUGGCCGAGCGCUUGUUUGAUACUUUAAUUGACCUUAUGUUCUGCUACGGUUUUACCUUACCCUCCAAAACCCACGCAGAGCCUCACAAGAUUGCGCAUAUAAUCUGGGAAACCGGCAUUGGCUCAACUUCUGAUCUCGGACCGAACCAUGCCCUCGACAACAAUAAAACAGAGGUCUUGCGCUUACUUCUUGUCCUGCUCUCUCGCCAAAUUUAUGUGUCCCCUGCUUCAUUAUUGUCCAAGCCUUCGGAAUACACAAUACAUAUGGUUCAACGCACGCCCCGCAGAGACGUCCUGACCAUCCUGUGCUCCUUGUUAAAUACGGCCAUGAACUCUCCUCAGGCGACUUCCAUGAAUCUUGCUGGUAUGGCAGGGAGGUUACCAUAUAACCAUCUGGUCUUCAAGGGCGAAGAUUCUCGGUCGAAUCUCGUUGGCAUCUGCCUACAAGUGCUCUGUGUGUUGCUAGACUUCCAGAGUGGUUCCUGCCGAGAUAGACCAAUCGCGACUGACGACUUGAAUGGCUCCGCCCCAGCUGCAAGGUCAAACUCUUUCCGCUACUUCCUAAUGAAACUGCACCGCACACAAGACUUUGGCUUUGUUGCUGAUGGGAUCAUGGGCAUCCUGGAACAACAAAUGGCUACGAUGAAUAUUCUGUUGCCUGGCGCCAAGAAACCCGUUCCGUAUAUAAACGAGACAGUCAUUCUGUUUUGGAAGAUGAUUGAGCUCAACAAAAAAUUUCGUGCCUUUUUGUUCGAAUCUGAUAGAGGCAUGGAUAUCAUUGGUUAUCUCCUGUGUUAUGCGCUGGAAAUCAAGGACAAACCACAUCAACACGGACUUUGUCGAGCACUCUCUUACAUAGUCCAAACACUUUCAGCCGAGCCUGGCUUCGGCCCGCGCCUUCUGAAGACCAUUAAAGCACAAACGGGCACCAAGUGGAAUGUACCAGGGACCGCCGCUGAUUUUAUCAUCCAUGCAAUCUACUCGAUGGUCGCAACAACUUCAGGCCAGUUGAAUGCUCUCUAUCCGGCUCUCAUUAUCGCACUGUCAAAUUCGGCACCCUACUUCAAAAAUCUUACCGUGACUGCGUCAACGCGUCUGCUACAACUAUUCACAUCCUUUUCAAACGCACUGUUUCUACUUUCAGACGAAGGCCACCCCCGACUUUUAUUCUUCAUGCUGGAAGUAUUCAAUGCUGUCAUUCUCCACAAUCUUCGCGACAAUGCAAAUCUAAUUUAUGGCAUCUUAUCUGCUCACCAAGUCUUCGAAGACCUUGGAACAUUUACCUUAUCACGUGGGCUACGUCGGGUUCAACUUGCAAAGGAGGAACAAACUCGAAGUGCAGCCAUUAAGGGCAAGGGCCCUCAAAGAAGAGAAGAUGACCCGACAGAAAAAAUCAAGGUAUCCCAAGAAGAUAGCCCACCACCUUCCCUUGCACAAGAACCCCAACGUCCAACAGAAUCGUCCACGUCAGAGACUGAACCGACAUCCGAGAAGGCCCGAGGAAAAAUGAGAGAGCGAAGGUCGCAAUCGCUUGAUACAAAUAGCAGUGCCGAUCGCAUCGCAGCUGCAGGUGUGGGGAGAAAUGGAUUUGUACCCAGUCAGGAGUGGGUCACUUCGUGGCAACAAGGACUCCCGCUGGAUGCUGUCAUGUUGCUAAUAUCUGAGCUUCUGCCUAAAGUUCAGGAAAUGCAGACCAGUCGACACAGAGCAACGUCAACAUCGGCCAUUGUGGAAUACCUAGGUACCAUUUCGCUGGCUGACGUUCUACCGCCAGUGCCCCCAAUUAUGCCGCGGCGUUUCCUUUGGUCAGACGCGUCCAUCGUCUGGUUAACCUCAUUGAUAUGGGGUGAAAUCUAUGUCAAGGCCAUGGCGCCUUUGGGGUUGUGGAAUGCCACUAAUGUACGAUUAUUCUACGUAAAACACGCGCCGUCGCAGCAGCGGCAACUAACAGAGGCCGUGUCGAAUGUUGUGGGAGGGCUUUUAGGAAGGUCGGCGCCGGUAGAAACACUCACACCCACCUCAGGUUACCCCGGCAUUCCCCCAGGCCCUGACCGACCCCAAGCUGCCGUUAAAGGCGCGAUUGAAGUCCGAACGGGGCCUCAAGGAGCCAAAGCAAAAUGGGUUCGCAUUGAGUUGCGAAAGGUGGAGACACUACCGGGCGGCGGAGUCGUAAAUACGUUCCACGACUUUGUCGGUCCGAGUCCAGUUAACCUUUGGACGUCGAGCGAAGAGUAUGGCCUUCUCCGUUCUCAAGACUUUCCUUUUUCCAUCCGUAUUCCCGAGUCCAUUCCUCCCAGUAUCGAUUUGCAAAAUAAAGCCGGCAUCAGUUACGAGCUUGUUGCCAGCGUUUGCACCAAGGGCAAAAAGGGCUUUCUUCGAAAGCGCAAGUCGGUCGUUGUUUCAACUCAAGCCGAUAUUUUAAUCGACAAGCACGAGCUGCAUUCAACAUGGCCCGUUUAUUGCCAACUAGAGAGUCGAAACAUGACCUCAGAAGGUGUCACUCUUAUCGUCGAACGCAACGCGACGUGCUAUGGGCCAGGCGACAAAAUCUCGAUUUUCGCAACCGUCAAGUCAGACGCCCUGCAUACCGUUAUUCUUCGUGGCUUCGAAUUGACUCUGAAAGAAUCGACCGUAUACCGCGCUGGCCCUUACGCUUCCGGGAAGAAAAGUGCACCCCAAGUUCGCGUGUUGACCAUUAGUGAAAAUAAACUGGCCGUCAAUGCUACACUUUAUGGAGGGACGCAACAUCGUGCUGAACUGGCUUGUAUGAUCUCCCCAGACCAUACCACAACAACAUUGAACGCUGCCCGCCAUAUCGACAUUAAUUACACUCUUAGUGUCAAAGCGCUCAUGGGAACUGGCACCCCCUUGAUCAUGGACCUGCCUUUGAUCAUAUCAAACUGGCAGCGAACGGUGUCCAUGGAAGCUAUCCGGCGAAUCGGCCCUGUGCCGAGUCUCUCUCUGUUCUCCCCCAACUCCCCUCGACGAGAUGACACUCAACCUCAAACAUUCUCAGGCCGCGACAACAGACCCACGGUUUCAACCAAUGCAUAUAAUACAAUGCCUGUCACACAGUCACUGCCAGUCGACGACUUUGGUUACACUAAAAAGCACAAGACUACCAAUUCGAGGUCUAGUGAGGAGGAUGCGACAAGAUCAGGGUCAAGCCGACGUCCGGGCAGCGCGGACAGAAAUCGUUUGACGAUCACCAAUGGUCUCGAUAAUGGCAGAAGACCAAAGGAAACGAAGCCGUCUAGUGCUUGGCCCACGGCAGAGGAAGAAAAGCAGCGUUUAUACGAAAACGCCAAAAUCCGUGUUCACGAAACUCAGAAAGCUGCUGCACAGUCCAGUGGUCCGGCACAGCCAGUUCCCGCCACCACACCUCCACGUCGAGGGGAUGCUUCGUCUAACCGUUGGCCAACAGCAGAAGAGGAAAAAUUGCGUCUUUACAAUGACGCUCAGGAAGCUGUAACCCGCACGCAAGGGACAGGGUUCUACUCUGACACGAACCAAGCCGGGGCAUCUUCUCACGGACGCAGUCUCUCAAACGAUGCGAGUGACAACUACCGACCUGCUGAACCGAAGCCGACUGCAGCCAAAGUUCCACAAUAUAUGACUGCUGAGCAAGAGAAAGCGGCUCUGAGGCGGUACCACGAAGCGAAAGAAGCGGUGGGGCGGGUGCAAGGCUAUUCAAACGAUGGCUCCGCUCCCUCAGCAUCGAGUCCUAUUGCAUACGACUCGCUAUUCCCUGGUCAGCAGAUUGCUGCCUCUGGGUCGGGUGUAAAUGGUCAAACGGAUUCGCCCCCGCCGUUUGAAGCAGGAGCUAAUAGUCAAAUGUCGGCUCUUUCAGAAAAAGAACGACUAAGACGCGCUUACGCAGCGCAAGAUGCAGCUACUGUCGAGGCACCGCCACCAUUCUCUGGCCUUUCAGAGAAAGAGAUAAUCCAACGCAAGUUUGACGCCCAAGAUGCUCAAGCUCGGCAAAAUACUGGAGCUCCCAGUCCUCCACCCCGAACUAUGUCGCCAGUUGGUCGCCCCAAACCAGCGCCACCAGCCGGCUCGCGAAUCUUGACUGCCGCUGAAGAAAAGGCACUCCUCAAGGCAAAAUAUGAUGCCGAGAAUGCCUCCACCCCCCUGACCAAUGGCAACGCAGUCCAUACAAAUGGAGGUGGGCUCAGUUCGCCAUCCUCAUCAGUGUCCGCGCCUUCAACCCCUCCGAUUCCCCCGCCCUUGAUGCCCCGCCCGCCUGCGGAAUAUAUCCAGGAGACACAAGAGGAAGAUGCUCGCGUGUCGCGGUUCGUGACCACCAACACGAUUCCGUCCAUCGAUGAAGACCCUCUUCCAACUUCCCUCUCACACUCACCUUCUCUUGUUCGUAAAUCUACGUUAACUCCCGGUCUGGAUGUCGCUCCUUUCACCCCAUUUACCCCAGGUUUUGAUCCUAAAGUACCAGGACCCCCUCCGCCACUGCCUCCGAAACCCGCGGAAUAA